AUGGCUCAUGCUGGCUACAACCAGACACAAGGCACCUGGGUCGAAGGCGCCACGGUCCUCUACCGGGGCGUCGCAGCCAUACUUUGCAGAAGCAGCACUGUCCAUGUGGCGCUGGAAGGUGCCCAAGAGCCAAUCAGCUUGAGUCUGGGACACGGUGGCGGUGCUCUGCUGGUGCGGGGGCAGGUAUUUCAGCGGGACGAGAUCCAGGCCGUUGCCUGGGGUGCUGUAGCCCGUGAGCUUGCGGAGCUCGAGGGACUGCGGGAGAUUCGAAGGUACUUUUCGACUCUUCGCGGCUCUUUCUGGGCGGCGUACGUACGGGAGGAGCAGGGGUCGAAAUGUGUCUAUACCGCCACGGAUCUCUCGGGCAUCAUGCCCAUGUGGCUUGGCCGGAGUGAGGACGGCUGCGAGCUCCUGGCCUCUGCGCUGUGGCCACGCAGACUUUUCCCUGCCGCCGCCAUCCCAAAUCUCCGACAGGCUUGCCCACGCAUGGUUUACCGCCUCGCCGCCACGGGCUUGUCUUCCUCGGCGCCCGAUCCUUUCCACGGGCUCCAUGCGCCGACCGCUUCUGGCACCUCUGACAGCUCGGCGCUCGAAGCGCUCGUGGUCCAAGCAGCGCAGCGCUGUGUGGCUGGGGAGGCCCACGUGGGACUUCUCUUCAGUGGCGGUUUGGACUCGGGGCUCUUGGGCUGGCUUUUCUCCAGUGGGCUGCUUGCACCGUGCCAGUGUACCUGCUACACCGUCGGGUUCCAUCUGGAGGAUAAGAAGAUCAAGAACAAGUACGCCUACCCAGAAGACUUGCUGGUGGCGGAAGCAGCUGCCAGAGAGAUGAACUUGGAAUGGAAGCAUCACGUCAUGGACCUCGCUGAGGCGCGGCAGCUCUUGUUGGAUUCUGCACCUCUGGUGGCGGAUUGGAACUCAGUGAAAGCCUCCGUUGGGAUGACCAUGCUGGCUGCCUGUCGCCUCGCAUCGCAGGACGGGCUGCACGUGGUGCUCAGCGGCCUCGGUUCAGAGGAGGCCUUCGCAGGCUACCAGCGCCACGCCAGGGCCUGCGUAGCCGGGGACGAGGCAACCUCCCGAGAUCGCACCUUGGGCUUGGCGCAGAUGUGGCAUCGCGAUCUGCAGCGCGACUUCAUCCUGGCGUCCUUGGCGGGCGUGGAGAUGCGUUACCCAUUUUUGGACUCGGAUCUUCUGGAUGUUGCCCUGCACCUGCCGGCUGCAGAGCCUCCGCCGGCGGGCCUUAGCUGCCGGGACGCCGCCCAGAGAGACGGCUGCGCCCAGAGUGAGCUUGUGGUGGAUGGUGGGAAGGGGGCUCUUCGGGCCGUGGCCCGGUCCUUAGGCGCUCCGAGGGUCAUCACCGACCGGCGGAAGCGCGCCGCGCAGUACGGAUCCCGGGUCUACAAUGCCCUGAAGAUCUUGGCAAACGAUGCGGCCAAGCAGCGGGAGCAGGUGGCGGGAACAGGCAAUCCGUUUCAUCAGGCAGACUUCGUGAUGUCCGUGCCCGGCGCGUCCCACGCUCCGGUAGCUCUGCUUCUGACCAGCGGGUACCACAGCAUUCAGGUCUACUGCCUUUUGACGAGUUGGCGCUGUGAGAUUUCUUGUGUGGUGGGCUCUGUGGAUGAUGGGGGCCGGGCCGCAUCCUUUGCCAGAUCCGUGGACCUGCCGCUUCUGGAGAUGAAAGUGUCCAUGUCCGGGCGUGGCUAUGACAUGGAGUCCCUCACAGAUGCGCUACAAGCAGCGAAGGAGCUAUACGGCAUAGAAGGGGCUGCUUGCGGCCACGUUUGCGACCUGGAUCUUUGGGGUGGUGUGGCUGCGGCCUGCGAUGUAGCGGGCCUGCGUGCCUAUGCCCCCGAGUGGGGAAUGGAAGAGCUCGCAAAUGCCCGAUUGAAGAUUCCGCCACUUUUGCCAGGGCCGACUCCGCAGUAUUUGAUCCGUCGGGCGACUUCCAAAGUCCACCGAGAGCUGGUAGAAGUCGCCAGGAAUGCUGACGAUGCGGGCCUCUUAGGCAACCAGGGUCCUGAGGGCUUCCGGAAGUUGCUGUCCGGGAAGUAUGGGUCCGUGGCCGCAGCUUGGCGAAUCGCCCUGGACCCCGAUGGCAACGGCAAGAUCUCCUUCGGUGAGAUGAACCAUCGCUGCCGACAAAUCGGCUUCACAGGCAACUUGCGAAAGCUCUGGGGUGAGCUUGAGCCGGUAGAGGGCUUCGUCUCCUUAAAGGAGAUCGACCCGAAGGCCAACCAAGACCUGGAAGACUUCAGGAGCCUCUGUAUGGACAAGUACGGAAACAUGCUGAACGCCUGGAGGGAAGGGUUCAACCCAGAGAACUUGCCUGGGGUGGCCGAGAAGGUUUUCAUCUCGCGCUGCCAGGAGCUUGGCUUCGCAGGCGACUGCAGGCGGCUCUUCAAGUUGCUGCGAACGGACUGGAGCCGUCGUGAGCUGAAGUUAGAAGACUUCGAUCCCCAGACCGGCGCGGCCGUGUACCGGGCCGAUCCCUGCGCCGAAAGCAUCAGCUACGGUGGUGGACGCAAGGCGACCGCCCCGCCAAAGCCGAAGGCGCCCUUGUCGCCACUGAUUCUUUCGCGCUGCCACACCUCCACAGGGGGCCUGAAGCGUUCGAAGACGCGCCACAAGACCACGGGCGGCAGUGUUCCUGGGAGCCCGAUGAACCAAACUCUCAGCGCCGCGGCGCUGCUGAGCCCUACGAGGAUGAGGUCUAAGGCGAACACCGCCGAGGGGGAGAAUUGGGAGACUUUAUCUGGAACCUCGCCUGCGGCCUCGCCAAAGUCUACGUACGGUCAGUACCUGGACUUGGAUUCGACGGUGUUGACCAUCGCGAUGGCCGAUGAUGACCUGACGACGACCGAUCUGAGCGACAGUGGCGAGAAGCCCGAGAAGUGGGAUGCCUCGCCAACGCGAAACUCCAACUACAUCCGCAACUGCUCCAAGAUCCAGGUCCUCGACCGGGUGCUUCGGGAGGACGAGAAGUUAAAUGCGGACGUGGGCAUGAAGAACAAGGAGGAGCUAGUGAACCAGCUCGGCUUGAAGUACGGAUCUCUCCGCAAAGCUUGGCAGGAGGUCUUCGAUCCCUAUGACACAGGGAAGAUUGGCUUCCAGGAGUUCUGCGACCGAAUGCGGGCCAUUGGAUUCCUCGGGGAUAUGAAGGAUUGCUGGCGUGCCUUGGGCGCCGAACGUGAUGGCGUGCUACGCCUGCGCCAUCUCGACAGGAAGACGGACGAGCUGAUGCUUGGCUUCAAGCUCACCUUGGCUGAUAAGUACGGAAAUAUGCUGAACGCCUGGAAGGCCUUCGACCCAAAAGGCUUGACUCUCGUGGACGAGGCGACGUUUGUGAAGCAGUGCCAAGCCGAUGGCGUUGAGGGAGACCUUGUGCAGCUGUUCCAUGAGCUCAUGGACGAUCCCCUGCGGAAGAGAGAGUUUCACAAGAUGUCUCUGCGGGAGUUCGAUCUCGGGGCAUACCAGGCCAUCACACGGAACGAUCAGGACAUGAUCGUGGAGGCGCAGAAGACGGAGAAGCGAGAUCCUCUUGAGAUGACGUUCGACGAACGUCAGGAGAACAUGUUCUCGGUGAAAUGGACCCGGGCUCAGAGCAAGGUCAGCAGAGCCGAGAUGGCCAGCAGGGUGCAGCAGGAGAACGAGGCCGAUGUUGGCUGCGAGACCCUGAAGACUCUCAAGGCGAUGUUGACGAAGAAGUACAAGAACCUGGCCAUCGCUUGGCGUGUGGCGCUGGAUCCCAUGGGUCAGGGCCACCUUUCCAAGGAGGAUUGGUUCAACGCUGUGCGAAAUCGCAUCGGCUUCCAUGGCGACCUCCGCCAGCUCUGGAAGGAGGUGGCCAAGCCGAACGCGGGCCACGUCUCCUUGACGGACCUGGAUCCUCACGCCGUGCAGGCUCUCUGGGACUUCCGAGCUUUGCUUUUAGAAAACUUCGGCGACAUCAUGACUGCUUGGAAUCAUGGGCUCGAUCCAAAGAAGCGCGGGAAGCUAGAGGAAGAGGACUUCUGCAACCGGGUGACCGAGAUGGGCUAUCCCGGCGACGUGAAGAAGCUCUGGCAGCUCCUGCUGGCUGAGCCGCACCGCAAAUACAUCGUCCUCCGCGACAUUGAUCCCGCUGCUGCUGCGGCAUAUUUCCGUGGCGACGACAAAGCCCUCACCCUCUAUGGUACACAAAGUGGACCGCAGGCCUCUCCCAGCAAGUGGGCAGGAAAGAUUUCUGUCAUCAACACGGAGGAGGGCGAGGAGGCUGAGGUGUCACCAGCUGCGACGGACUCGCCCUCCACACCGCCUUCGCCGUCCAAAGGGGCGACCCUUGCUUUGCCGGGGACGCCCUCGAAGAGGCGUCCAGCAUCGCACGCGUCCUCGCGAGCGGCAUCGAAUGCUUCGGUGGCUCGCUCUCAGUCUGGCCUAGGCGACGAGGAGACGCCUGUGUAUCGACCUACAAGGAUUGCCAUCUGGUCGGAAGAGCUCGGAGCGCGCAAGAGGGCGGCGGUCGAGUCCACGGACACCGCCGCAGCUGCGGCUGCACAGCCGUCCGAGACGGUGGAUUCGGAGGGCUUCACAGUGGUCUCAGAUCCCGCCAAAAAGGAGGACCAGGAGGAGCAGCAGCAGCCUGGCUCGGGAUCGACUUCGUUGGCAAGGGCCAGUGACGAUGCCACUUCGUCGGAUGUCGGCGAGAACAUCCCACAAGUCCUUCAGUCCAUGAUCAAACCGGCGAUGCUGCGCUACAAGGCUACGGAUCUCCAGUCCCACUAUAUGCACAUUGGCUUAAACGACUGGGAGUUCAAGUUAGUUAUGCCCAAGUUGCAGAGCAUCGCGACGUCCAUGCCGCCGCAGAAUGCAACGCCGCAGGUGUACUCUGUUGUGGCGUGCUGCAUCCGGGAGCUUCUGGAUCAGUUUCUCUAUGCGCCUGACGAAAAGGUGGACCAGGAUCCCCAGUGGGCAGGAUGGUCACUGCCGAUCAUGACGGAUGGCUUGCUCUUGUCGGUGUCAUCGUACGCCCAGGAUGUCUUGGCCUUUGCCUCCAUGUUCUUGAACAAAUGCGGGUUCCUGUCAGCGGUACCAAGAUCUGCUCCGAUAGGCAUUGCUGCGCAGACCUUCGCAUCCGUGGAGGAGAGGAACGAGAUGAUGCUCCAAAACAGUUUCCUCCGCGAGCGCUUCACCGAGGAGUAUGAAAACAAGCUGUACAAGUGCGGCGUGCGGCUUGCUGUCUUCAACCAAGCCCUGCGGCGGUCGGAGGUGAUGACCAACACUGCCCGGAUGGAUGCCGGGUUUGGGCACUUCAUUACGCCACUCCCUGCCGACGGCCUUGAGAUGGCGGCGCUGUACGGAUCCAAGUCUUUGUGGGCGACCGAUCAAGGCUAUUUCUACUCCAUCGGCCUGAUCCCAGCGACGGUUUGCGCUUCGAAGAAGUUCGUCACUGAGACGAAGAUGCCGUUCUGUGAGGUGAUCAAGGGCGAUCUGGACGAGACCAUGGAGGACUUCCGCUUCUCGAAGAAGAGGGAGGUGACCUUCGCCUACCUGGGCGAUGGGGACGACUUCGGGCUCUUCUUGGAUGGCUACACUCUGGCGCCUGGGCGAUUUUAA
This is a messenger RNA of Symbiodinium sp. CCMP2592, 5589 nucleotides long. Lineage: Eukaryota; Dinophyceae; Suessiales; Symbiodiniaceae. The record is from the annotation of a GenBank genome assembly.